Molecule: messenger RNA, 901 nt
Organism: Rhopilema esculentum
Lineage: Eukaryota; Metazoa; Cnidaria; Scyphozoa; Rhizostomeae; Rhizostomatidae
Molecular function (GO): zinc ion binding
Source: RefSeq, a predicted model, not a curated record
GAGAGCAUCUGUUUAACAAUCGCGCAGUGAAUUCUUUUGCACUUUUCUUUGCAAUAUAAUUGUCUAUUUUACAAGCUGACUGUGAACUGUCGUUUCCUUUCUUACUGCUGAAAAAUUCCCCCGUCUUCGGGCAGCUGUGAUGGAAACUUUAUAAUAAGCAGGUUGUUCUUAAGGGCAGUGGGAGAAUAAUUCUGUGCAGGAUAACCAUUGAUCAAGAACAGUUGAAGAGAAACAUCUACAAGAAUGUGACAUUCGACCAACUGGAAUUGUUCUAACGCUAUCUCUAGAGAAUCUCGUAAAGACCUGGAAGCUUGUACGUCAUUGACGCAGAAAAGACCCUGGUUUAGAAUUAUUUCUUUUUUGUACUAUGAUGAAUACUGAAGAAGUAAAAAAUGUGGACAAGGCAAGGAGAAAUUCGGAAAAAGAGCAAAAAAGAGCUCGAAAAACAAGUCGAUUUAGAAAAUUAAGUAUAUCAAGAGGAAGAGCGAACACAAAUAAAGACAAACGGCGUAACAGUGAAGAGGUCCAGCUUUUACACACAGCCGAGGAAGACGAAACAGAGGUAGAAGUAGACAGAGAAUCGACAGGAAGUAGAAAGAUAGGAGUACCGACAAUCGACGAAAUAGAGUUGAAGGAGGUGCCAGUGUAUAUGAUUUGCCCAAAGUGUGGAGAAAAGGGAGUGACCAGAACGACUGUGGAGAGAUCCAAGGAAGCUGAAUGUGUUUCACUAUGCCUUUGCUUGCUGCAGUGCUAUUGUUGUUGUUGGGUGCCGCUUGUACUGAAGCGAAUGAAACAAGUGAUUCAUACAUGCCCAAACUGCAGAAGGCAAAUUAGUGUGUACAAGAGAGUCAAUUUCCUUAGCAGAUUUACAAAAUCGGAAGAGCAUGAUGCCGAAACUUGA